Messenger RNA from Scedosporium apiospermum, 1704 nucleotides. RefSeq lists its product as uncharacterized. The transcript is spliced from 5 exons. Gene Ontology annotation, molecular function: transmembrane transporter activity. The coding region runs from base 1 to 1704 and encodes 567 amino acids. Gene Ontology annotation, biological process: transmembrane transport. Lineage: Eukaryota; Fungi; Ascomycota; Sordariomycetes; Microascales; Microascaceae. The record is from RefSeq and is a predicted model, not a curated record.
AUGGUGUGGAGGACACGGCCGCUGAUCACGUCGAUCGCCAACAUUCCGAACAUGAGGGACGACCUAGCCAUGGACGCACCAGGGACGGUCAAGCUGAUCAGAAAUAAGACCAUCGACGACGGCGAACCAUCGACGGAACAAAGUUGUUUGGUCCUUAUUCCGCCUCCGACCAACAGCCCAAAUGACCCGCUUAAUUGGUCUAGGGUCUAUAAACUAUGGUUCACGUCUAUUCUACUACUUUGGGCCUUUCUUUCCAAUGCCAGUAUUGCCUGGACAUCGCCAGCGUGGGCGAUUUGGACUGAGAGUUUGAACACGACAUAUGUUCUCUUGAACUAUGGAAUGGCUCUGCUGCUCCUAACUUGUGGCUUCGGGGUCAUGCUUUUGCAGCCACUCGCUAUCAAGUACGGUAGGCGCUUACCAUACCUGAUCGGAUCCGUCCUGAUUCUCGCCGGUCUUGCGUUCGGGCUCAAUAUGACCUCAAUCAACUUCUUCUUUGCAUAUAUGAUCCUCAGCGGGUUUGGAAGCGCUCCGUCAUACUCUACCAUUGUUACGUCGCUACUAGAUGUAGCUUUCCUUCACGAGAAAGGGUUUUACCUCGGUUUAUACGCCCUGGUGGUUGCCCUGGGCAACUUUCUUCCUCCCCUUGCCGCUGGAUAUAUCACAGAUUCGCAAGGUUGGGAGUGGUGCUUUCGGUACCUUCUUAUAUUCUUCGGUAUAAGCAGCCUCGUGGUGAUGUUCGCUGCGGAAGAAAGCUCCUUCGCUAGAAAAGCCUAUACAACUUCCCAGUCUAUUAUAUCAGAGUCGGCGCGUCACCAAGGCCCGGACGGCGCUGGAGUCUCUUCACAAUCUCCUGAUGCAAAAAUUAACGCCGAUCUUAAGCCAUCCAACGGCAUCCCUAGCCACGCCCUUUCAGAUACCACCUCUCGUCCUCCACCUCUCGAUUCUCGACUUACGUACUUCCAAAAGCUGACUUUAUACCGACCAGAUGCCGAUAUUCCAGUCGGAUACUGGCGGCUCGUCUUCUCCAUGUUUGAGCUCAUCGUUCUUCCCGCCGCUUCGUGGGUAAGCCUUCAGCUGGGCAUUUCGAGCUUCGUGGUUAGCUUAGUCUUGACCACGCAGGCCAGCUUCUUUUCGCUUCCGCCCUACAACUUCAAACCUUCCCAGCUCGGUUUGAUGUACAUUCCCUUGCUGAUUGGAAAUUUACUCGGUUCUUUCUGGGGAGGAUACUUCACUGACUGGAUGAUACUACGGCUAGCGAGGCGUAACGAUGGUGUCCACGAGCCCGAGAACCGACUCUGGGCCUACGUCCCUCUGCCGUUCGUGGCCGCGGGUGGGACCUUGCUUUAUGGCGUCGGAGCUGAUGCGGGCCUCCACUGGACGCUGCCAUGCCUAGGCCUGAUCCUUAUCGGCUUUUAUCUCAGCGCCAGCUUGCCCGUAGCCCUGGGAUACGCUUUGGAAUCUUACCCGGAAAUCGAGAACGAAAUCGUCCAACUGUCGAAUUUCACCCGCAACGUCCUUGGCGGCGCCGUCACAUUUUGCAUCCAACCUUGGAUCGACCACAACGGAGGGCGUGAUACUACCAUAAUCAUUUCUGUCUUGGUCCUGGUUGUCAACUUGACUUCAAUUCCGUUUCAGAUUUGGGGGAAGACGAUUCGGGUGAGAACGACGCCAGCGUACUAUAGGCUGAGUGGCAAGAGCGACUAG